Molecule: messenger RNA, 1605 nt
Organism: Capronia coronata CBS 617.96
Lineage: Eukaryota; Fungi; Ascomycota; Eurotiomycetes; Chaetothyriales; Herpotrichiellaceae
Exons: 1
Coding region: 1-1605 (534 amino acids)
Biological process (GO): RNA catabolic process
Cellular component (GO): extracellular region
Molecular function (GO): ribonuclease T2 activity; RNA binding
Source: RefSeq, a predicted model, not a curated record
AUGCCUUCUCUAUUUCAAAGUCUCUCUCAGCUUCCCCUACUUUCCUCACUCUUCAAUCUCUCUCCAAACAGGAACAAUAACAUCAACAACCACAAUGGCCAAUCACUCAAUCCACACCCUGUUCCAUUCACCCAACAAUGUCCAUACCCAUCAGUCCGAUCAUGUCCCUUCCCUCCGCCGCGGGACAUCAACACCUGCUGCGUCAACCACCCAUCCGGCCAUUUCUUGCAGACCCAGUUCUGGGACACCUCGCCGGCCCUGGGCGCGCCAGAUUCAUGGACCAUCCACGGUCUCUGGCCGGACCUGUGCACAGGCGGGUUCGAUCAGUUUUGCGACUCCUCGCGACGCCACGACGAUAUCCCCGCAGCAUUGAAAGCCGCGGCGCCGCCGGAAUUGAGUGGUCCCCUACUCGCCUUUAUGAAUGAAUACUGGCUCUCGUUGGACGGGGAUAACGCGCAUCUCUGGGCUCACGAGUGGAACAAGCAUGGCACUUGUAUCUCGACUUUGGAACCGACCUGUUAUGCUGAUGAUGAUGACGAUGAUGACGAUGCUAGUGCUACCGGUCAUGAUCAUCGUCAUGGUCAAACAUCUGGUCAUUCCACCGUGGAUCGCAACUACCCCGACGUCCUGGACUACAUCAUCCAAACGACCUCUCUAUUUAAGACUCUUGACACGUACACUCUCCUCGCCGACGCGGGAAUCGUGCCCUCCACCACGGCGACCUAUACCCUCCGCGAACUGGAAGAUGCCAUGGAAACAUCUGCGCACGGCGUGCCCGUGACGUUUCGCUGUAACCGAUUCGGCGAACUCGAUGAAGUAUGGUAUCACUUCGCAGUGAUGGGGUCUCUCAGAACAGAAUUGAGACGCGGUGACGGCGGAAAAGGCAGUAGGGUCAAAGACGUGGUAUCAGCACCUCUGUCCGAUUCAACAACUUAUUCUCCAUUCCUGAAUGAAUCCGCCAUCCGCGAGAUCUUCAUCCCAACAGCCCCCGAUGGAGUGAUUUCAAACUGUCCAAGACAGGGGAUCAAAUAUCGGCCGAAAUCUACGGGUCACAAGCCUGGGUGGCCUCCCGCUCCCACCGGCACGAGAAGCUUAUCAACUACAGCUACAGCCACUGCAACAGCGGCGCCAUUCUCAGGAAAAGGGCAUCUCAAAGUCCAUGUGCUUGACGAUCCUGCUGUGGCCUCCUCUCCCUCUGGCUCAACCCCCACGUCUACCUCUCCCAGCUUAGAUGCCCUGGCAGACAAAGAUGAAGGCUGUCUAAUCCGCCUCGGCGACUGGUAUACCUCUGGCACAUGCGCCACCUUCAAGGCGCAAAGGGACAUCGUCGACCCGGGCCACGCUGCCUUAUUCUCCCUUUCGUCGAGCUACUCCCCGUGUCUCAUCGACGGGGUUACGGGGAAAUUCGAAUGUACCAAGUCCAGUGCCGUGCAGAGCAUCUUCUCUUCCGACCCGGAAAGGCCGGUGGUCUUGUCUUAUCGGAAUAGCACCGUCUUCUACGCGAGCCACAAUCCCCGAAGGUUCGAAAAGGUGGGUAUCUAUGCCGACCAGGGCGAUGACGGAUCAAGGAAGAUCCCAUUGGAGAUACAUUGGAUACCUACCUGA